AAAUGUUAUCAAAAUAUUCACUUACUAUGCUUCUAUUCAUUUUACUCUCUCUCUCCAGAGACCUUCAGAUAGAAAAUGCAGUUCAAAGAUAUUUCAUAAAGGAAGAAAAGAAGUAUGAAGACAGGAUAGCAAAUACAGAAAGAAUUCUUGUGAUAAUAGAGAACACAGAACUGUUGAACGGUGUUGAAGCUGAGCUGGAGAGAGUCACCAAAGCUGGCACGGAAGCUGGCAAGGUCGGAGAGUUUCCUGCCUGGGCACAGCUUGAGCUCGCCCCUGCGCCACCGCCAGUGGCAGAAACUGCAGACCACCUGGGCCCUGAGGCCUCCGCCGCAUCCUCCCACCAGCCAGGAGCUGUGCAGAGGUCGCAGAUAGGCGACCCUGGAGGGGUGCAACUGAGGGAAGGCGGCCCAUGUUCCGGACAGCAGCAGGACACCAGGAUCCAGGGACCCACCUCCCGCCGCGGGAACCCCAAACCUUGCCUGACGCCCCUUGCUUGCUCCGCCUGGCCUCCAGAGGCCGGUGUGUGUCCUGGUCAUGAGGAUGCACAGCAGGUGCCCGGGAGUCCCCCUCCGCCAUGGCCUACCACUCUGCCAGCCAUCACGCCUGGUUCGCGGACCGCAGCGCAGCCUGGCUGCCUCUGAUCCCGCCAGGCCGGGACCUGUCCUCCUCCUGGGCGACUAGCCGGGGGAAUGCACACUGCCCGGUGGCCUGCACAGCCCCUGACCGCCCAUCCCCUCUGGCGCCUCCACCCCAGGCCAGGACCUUCCUGUAGCACAGAACCCACCUUCCUUCCCGCCGCAGAGCUGCUCCACUUCCGCCACCCACAGGGAAAACCUCAGAUCUCCAACCACACAGAAAUCCGCGUGUGACUCCUCUGGUUGGAUACUGCCAGUCCCCACAUUUACUUCCAGGAGUUUUCUUGGCAGAAGGUGUCCGGCAUUUGAUGUUUCACCAGCGAUGAGGCUGAAAAGUGACAGCAAUAGAGAAACACAUCAGGCUUUCCGCAACAAAGAUGACCUUCCCUUCUUCAAAACCCAGCAAUCUCCAAGUUCCACAAAGGACUCAGGACAAGAUGACUGAGCUGGAGUACUCGGCCCAGGAAAUGCAGGCCCAGAGCGGGUCUCCUUAGGGCAGGCCCAGCCUUCUCCUGGCUGCCUGGGUGCCUUUCUCCUCACUCCCACCCAAUGCAGGGGACCCCACAAACUCGGCUCUCGGGGCUCCCUGCACCUCCCUCCACAGGAACCACCUCCUGCCCGCCAAGCUGGGGCCUUCUGGGGCGUCCUGGGCUGAGAGGGCAGGGUGCCAGCUCCGCACGCUGGAGAAGGAACACCGCUACACUGUCACACUGACACACCGCCACACGAAGACACUACCACACGGGCACACCACCACAUGGCCACAUGGACAGACACACAGACACAUGGAGAUAUCACCAUACGGACACACAGACACACCACCACACUGUCACAUGUACAGACACACGGAGACAUUACGACACGGACACACUGCCACACUGUCACAUGGACGGACAGACAGACAUACGGAGAAGUCACCACACAGGCACAGCACCAGACUGUCACACGGACACAGACACACGGAGACAUCACCAUAAGGACACACGACCACAUACCACAGGGACACACAGACACACAGAGACAUUACCACACUGUCACAGGGACACACCAUCACUCUCACACGAACACACAGACACACUGCCACAUGGACACUGCCACACACACAGACACACCGCCACACUGUGACAUGGACACACCUCCACACUGUCAGAUACCACCAUACAGACACUGCCACGUGGACACAAGGACACACAGACACAUUGUCACACGGAUACACAAACCUGGGAAGCCACAUCUGAAGGAACUGCCAGGUGAAUAGGGCCAUAAGUCAAUCAAAGUAGACUUUCCCUGGCUUGCAUACAAGUCAUUUAAACUGUGGUGAGAUGAUACCUCAUUGUAGUUUUAAUUUGCAUUUCUCUGAUGAUCAGUGAUACUGAGCACCGUUUCUUAUACCUGUUUGCCAUUUGUAGGUCUCUUUUUGAGAAAUAUCUAUUCAAAUCUUUUAUGCCCUUUUUUAAACCAGGUUAUUAGAUUGUUUCCUAAAGAGUUGUUCGAGCUUUUUAUAUAUUCUGAUUAUUAAUCCCUUGUCGGAAGAGUAGUUUGUA
This is a messenger RNA of Macaca mulatta (Rhesus monkey), 2179 nucleotides long. The record is from RefSeq and is a predicted model, not a curated record. NCBI's taxonomy places the organism in Eukaryota, Metazoa, Chordata, Mammalia, Primates, Cercopithecidae.